ACGCGGCCUGACAGAUCUGGAAUCGCCCUACAACCUGAGUAUCGGUGGAAGUCGAGAUACAAUCUGGUCGUUUUGCUUUCAAAGAGCCAGAACGAUCUAGCACUUGGUGCUGAUACACUGUUCUUGGCCGUCAACAUCCUGGACAGAUACAGCUCAAAAAGAAUCGUCAAGAAAUGUCAUUGUAAACUCCUCGGUGGUGUCGCUCUUCUCUUGGCAAGCAAGUAUCUUAACCGCUUGUCCACCGCGUCGAGCUUUCGCGAGAGGUGUUGUCUAUUUUCUGGCUAUGAGUUGCAAGAUAUCACACAGAUGGAAAAGAUGGUGCUUCUAACACUGGACUAUCUAGUCGGCUUUCCCGCAGUCAUUGGAUUCAUGCAGAUUGAGCUGCUCAAUUUCCAACAGUCGAAGCCUCUCUAUGACAUGGUGCUCUACAUUUGCGAGCUCACGCUUUGUUAUUCGGAGUUUGUGUCGAAACCAGCAGCACUCAUAGCCAAAGCAGCAGUAGAUAUCGCCAGUAGGCUGAUUGGUAGACCA
Aureobasidium melanogenum CBS 110374 is the source of this 531-nucleotide messenger RNA. RefSeq names its product cyclin-like protein. The record is from RefSeq and is a predicted model, not a curated record. The annotation marks the transcript as partial. Gene Ontology annotation, biological process: regulation of cyclin-dependent protein serine/threonine kinase activity; mitotic cell cycle phase transition. NCBI's taxonomy places the organism in Eukaryota, Fungi, Ascomycota, Dothideomycetes, Dothideales, Saccotheciaceae. Gene Ontology annotation, cellular component: cytoplasm; centrosome; cyclin-dependent protein kinase holoenzyme complex. The transcript has a single exon. Gene Ontology annotation, molecular function: cyclin-dependent protein serine/threonine kinase regulator activity.